AUGUCAGACGGGUAUGUGUGGUUUGAAGGCAUACCGUUCCCUCUGGUGGACUGCACACCUGAACACCUGAGAGCAAUGCAGAAUUUUGUGUUUAGGGAUGAAGAUGUCUUAACAGUGGCUUUCCCCAAAUCAGGAACGAACUGGUUGAUUGAAAUCCUCUGCCUGAUCUACUCCAAGGGGGAUCCCACGUGGAUCCAAUCUGUGCCUAUCUGGGAACGCUCUCCCUGGGUAGAGAAUACGCAUGGGUAUCAAAUCCUAAAGGAUAAGGAAGGCCCACGCCUCAUCACCUCCCAUGUCCCCAUCCACCUCUUCCCCAAGUCUAUCUUCAAGUCCAAGACCAAGGUGAUUUAUCUCAUCCGAAAUCCCAGAGAUAUUCUCGUGUCUGGUUAUUUUUUCUGGAUUAUUUCGAAGUUCGUGAAGAGACCAGAGUCACUGGAACAAUAUUUCGAAUGGUUCACCCAAGGACACGUGGCAUUUGGAUCAUGGUUUGACCACACUCGUGGCUGGAUGUCCAUGAGAGGGCAGCAGAACGUUUUGAUAGUGAGUUACGAAGAGCUAAAACAGGACACGAGAAGAGCUGUUCAGAAGAUCUGCCACUUCCUGGGCAAGAAAUUAGAACCAGAAGAGCUGAACUCACUCCUCAAGCAUAGCUCCUUCCAGGUCAUGAAGGAAAACAAGAUGUCCAAUUACACUCUCCUGCGUGGUUGGCUUAUAGAGGACAAGAAUGGGUCACUUAUGAGAAAAGGCAUUGCUGGAGACUGGAAAAAUCACUUCACAGUGGCCCAAGCUGAAGUCUUUGACAGAAUAUUCCAGGAGAAGAUGGCAGGCCUCCCUCCAGAGCUGUUCCCAUGGGAAUAA
This is a messenger RNA of Eptesicus fuscus (big brown bat), 858 nucleotides long. RefSeq names its product sulfotransferase family 2A member 1 (gene SULT2A1). The record is from RefSeq and is a predicted model, not a curated record. Gene Ontology annotation, biological process: sulfation. Gene Ontology annotation, molecular function: sulfotransferase activity. The transcript has 6 exons. The coding region runs from base 1 to 858 and encodes 285 amino acids. NCBI's taxonomy places the organism in Eukaryota, Metazoa, Chordata, Mammalia, Chiroptera, Vespertilionidae. Gene Ontology annotation, cellular component: cytoplasm.